UAUUAAUAUGCCACGACAUUUCUAGUUACAAGAAAAUACAAAUAUUACUGUAGUAGUUCACAGUACUCUUCAUUAGUAGUUUUGUUUCAAUUUAAAACGCACGCGCACGCACACACAUACACACGCAGUUUGAAGAAAUCAACAAUAAAAAUGAAUGAAAUCUCUACAACAUUCAUUGACGAGACACAAGUACUUCAAGAAACAAUCCACAACUUGAUCAAUGCUAGGAAUCAACAACAACAGCAACAACAAGCCACUUACAUGGAUGAACAAUCCACAAGCUGUCUACCGAAUAGAAUAAAUCUAUCACAAGAAAUUUUAAAAGUGAUUGUUGCUUUGUCUGCCUUGAAAUUACCAAUUCAUUCAUUGUACAAAGAGGAUAAAGCUACACAAACAGAUGAUCUACCCGGUACCUCGUUGAAUUCAACUUAUCAUGGAUUAGCAUCGAAAUGUGUGAGUAUUUCACAAAUGGCUGCAAGUAUAUUUAGUUCAAACAAAAAUACUAAUAAUAACAACAGCAACCAUACAGCAACUUACAUGAAUGAUGUACAAGACAGCAAUGCAUGUCCAUUUAUACGUGUUGUUACACGUAAAAAUGGUAUAUUGAUUCAUUUAGGUCAGUUGAUUAGUAUAGCUGAAGAUCAGAGAUCAUUUAUUAUGCGUAAUGUGAUUAGUUUCGAUCCGUUACGUGUGCAUGAACGAACAAUUUCCACGUUGAAACCAGCGGAAAUUCUAGCACUCACCGAAUCGAAACUACAAAGUCAACAUCGUAAACGAGGGAAUUUGUUAUCGGAAUAUUUACAAAAUCAAAUGAAUUUUGGCAAUUCAGGGAAUUCAUUGUGUGAAAACACCAGUCAAGUCAAUUUAUCCAAUCGAGAGCAUCAUCAUCAAGUCCACGGUCCAUUGCUGAUCACUCCCAGUGAUGUUCUGAUACAUUUUAGUGAAGUACACGAAUUAAGCAUUAUACCAGUGAUACGUUUUGAUCGACCGAAGCAUAUGCGACAGAAUAGUUCCAAUGGUAAAUUUAAACAACUUACACAGUUUGAACACUGUGAACACAGUUAUCACGAUGUGUCUAACACAAGUAAAUUAACAGACGGCACCAAUAAGGAAUCAGAUUUAUCAGUGACGUGUAAUGAGUCUAUGAAUAUUGCCAAUGGUUCUACAAAUUCCGGUCCAUGUGAAGUUACUAGUCAAUCAGCUGAAACGACGAAUAAUGAUAAUUUGUUGAUACUAAAGGAAACCGACCAGGAAGGCGGCAAGAAAUCUUCACUGAAGAAAACAAAUGAGCAGAUGCAAGAUGAAGUCGGAGCAAGAGAAAAAUUGAACACAUCAGUGAAACAUUUGAAAUUCUCCGAAAAUAAAUCAAUCUCACAGAUGGAGUGUAAUGCCGGUAGGAACUGUGACAGCAAUCAAAAUGUCCAACCAGAUCAACCAAUAGAAGUGUCAGACGAACAAAAGCAGAAAGUUGAAAUCAAACCGCAAUCUGUGCGUAAAAUCAAAAAACAUAACACUUCUAUGGAAAGUAGAAGAUGGCCAGAACGGCGUUUUUUCAAUAAACAAAGAUAUUCGGCCGCUGAUAGCAAUGUCAAAACACAAACAAAAUCUCUCAAUUUUUCCGGUACAUCAUUUUUAAAAUGUCCAACAUCAACACCACAUUUGACAAACAAUCGUGCAGGUUCACCGACAAAAUGGUACGAUGACGCGAUUGUAUCGAUAACAAUUCAACAGUCAUCAUUGAUCAAUUCACCGGCGAACUGUUCAAAUAGUUUGUUGAAAACAAGAAAGAAAUUAGCACAGUGACCACUGAAAAGAUUGAAAAUUGAAUUAUCUAUUUAUUCUAUCUGCGGGAUUUAUACAGAAUUUACUCUUGGUUGGUCAAUAAU
Schistosoma turkestanicum is the source of this 1886-nucleotide messenger RNA. The record is from the annotation of a GenBank genome assembly. Lineage: Eukaryota; Metazoa; Platyhelminthes; Trematoda; Strigeidida; Schistosomatidae.